AGAACUGAGGAUUCCGUUUGUGUUCUGUUUUGUGUUUGCUGAUCAUAAAAAGAAAGAAAAAAAGAGAAUAAGAAUGUCUGGUCCUCAGUGUUGCUCAAACCCACCAACCCUGAACCCAAAUGCUGGAGCUGGCCAUGUUGAACAGCUUGGUGGACUCAGCACCUAUGUUUCUGGCUCUCCUAACUCCAAGCUCGCCAUCCUUCUCAUCUCAGACGUUUUUGGAUAUGAGGCUCCAAAACUGAGGAAGCUUGCAGACAAGGUUGCAGCUGCUGGAUUUUUUGUGGUAGUUCCUGACUUCUUUAAUGGAGAUCCCUUUGUGCCAGAUGAUGCUAAUAGGCCUGUACAAGUUUGGUUGAAGGAUCAUGGAACGGAUAAGGGAUUUGAGGAGGCAAAGCCAGUAAUUGAAGCUGUAAAAAGUAAAGGUGUUUCUGCAGUUGGGGCUGCGGGCUUUUGCUGGGGAGGGAUGGUAUCAGUGAAAUUAGCAAGUUCUACUGACCUUCACGCUGCAGUCCUUUUGCAUCCUGGUUGGAUCACAGAAGAUCAAAUCAAUGAUGUGAAAGUUCCUAUUGCUAUAUUGGGAGCAGAGAAUGACGAUAUUUCCCCACCGGAACAACUGAAACAGUUUGGAGAGAAGUUGUCAGCAAAAUCUGAGUUCGAUAGCUUUGUGAAAAUAUUUCCUGGUGUGGCUCAUGGAUGGACGGUAAGGUACAAUGCUGAGGAUGAGUCAGCUGUAAAAAGUGCUGAAGAGGCUCAUUUGGACAUGUUAAAUUGGUUUACCAAGUAUGUUAAGUGAAAAUUGGUUUGUACACUGGUGCAGACACUAGGUAUUUUGCCGAUUUGAACUAGAUUUUUUGCUUUAUUUGAGUUUUGAAUAAGUUUGAUUUUUAUUUUGAUUGGGGUUUUUUUUAUGGGAUUGUAUUAAUGACAUGAUUCUAGCUUUCCUUGUU
This is a messenger RNA of Quercus robur (English oak), 947 nucleotides long. Its product is annotated as endo-1,3;1,4-beta-D-glucanase-like. The record is from RefSeq and is a predicted model, not a curated record. Bases 74 to 793 code for a protein of 239 amino acids. Gene Ontology annotation, molecular function: hydrolase activity. Lineage: Eukaryota; Viridiplantae; Streptophyta; Magnoliopsida; Fagales; Fagaceae. The transcript has 7 exons.